Molecule: messenger RNA, 1591 nt
Organism: Anopheles nili
Lineage: Eukaryota; Metazoa; Arthropoda; Insecta; Diptera; Culicidae
Exons: 6
Coding region: 215-1087 (290 amino acids)
Source: RefSeq, a predicted model, not a curated record
AAACACAGGGCUUGAACUGGGAUAGUGUGACAGGUGUGCAACCGAGUGCAGUACGUGAACGUGUACGGAUCCACAUCUCGAAUAUCGCGUCCAAAAGUGACCCAACCGGUGGGAGAUCGAUCGUGCAGCAAGUGUAGCGUUUAGUUUUGCAAACGUUUGCAAACACCGUAGGUAAACUAAAAGCAGGCUUCUCCAACUCCCAAAACAAGUCAUCAUGAGCGCUCGCCGAGGACUUCGCACUCGCGUCUACGAUGCCAACAUGAGCAUGGUCGAAAACAACUACCGUGCCGCUCUGGAUCGUCUCGAGAAGAGCCGCCGUGCGCCGUCACUCGAUCGCGAGGCACGUCCACGUGCUUCGCCUUUCGCGGCUCGGACUCGGUACGACUUCAACGGAGCGGAACUGGACGAUGAGCUGCAAGUCGCUCGUAGCCGUGCCGCCAAGGUGAUCCACGAGAAGUCAACCAUCGACCACAGGGCGGAGCAGUUCCGUAGUUCGAGUCUUGCUCCGGCUCCGGUCAGCUCGGCGCUCGCACUUGAGAGCGAGUUCGACGAUCAGGUCCAGGCCACGCUCGAUCGGAUCCGGGCCAGCAAGAGCCUGCUCAGUCAGCUGCAGUCGGACGACGCGCUGGAAUCGUACCGCACCGAGGCCCGCUCGAAGCUGAGCGAACAGACGGCCCGCAAACUGGCGGACAAACUGGCCAUGGUUCACAGCGACGAGGACGAACAGUUCGCCUCGACCGGCAUGACCGCGCGCAAGGCGCUCAAGGUUCGGGCCAGCACCGAGACGUCGUCGCAGAUGAAGAGCUCCCAGGCGCUUAAGUGGAAGGACGAAACGGCCGAAACGUUCGCGUGCAAGCGAGCGAGCGCGACAAAGGCGCGCCUGCAGGACAUUGAUCAGGAGAUUGAAGAGUUCGAGUUGAAGCAGGCGGCUCGAGCCAGGCGCAACGCCCAGCUGAAACAGCUGCUGGCCGAAACGGCGGCUCAGGACCUGGUGCCGGCCAGCCUCACGGAGCACGGCGAUGGCAUGAAGGUCACGACGGGCGUCGUCAAGGUGACGACCAAGCAGAAGAAGAUGGUUAGCUUUUGAGCAAGUGAAGGAUGCCGGAGGAUGUGAAAGACAGCCGUAGAGAGAGAGAGAGAGAGAGAGAGAGAGAGAGAGAACAAGAGAAGAAGAAGUGUAAGAGAAGGUCCCUACGGGGAGCACGUGUGUUGCGUUUCGUUUAAUUUUACUUUACAUACGUCUCUCGUGUAAUAAUUCUCGUGUAAUACGUACAGGUGUAGGCACUACUAGCUGGUAAGGUUCUAGGUUUCUAUCAAACCGAGUCCCGCCGCCGGGCGGGCAAAGUCUCUAUAGUGUAAAAGGAAAACAAGAGCAAGGAACGAGGAACCACGCGCCAUAGAUUGUCCUUCUUUAAAGACAAUCCAUUGCAGUGGCGUCAAACCGUGGGUCGACCAUUUGCGUAGUCCCACACGCGCAUUGGGGCGUGUAUUUCGUUUUCUUUUUGUUAGCCCCCCGUAUCGUCUCAAAAAAUCUUCCUGCACGGUGAAUGCAUACAGGCACCAAGUAAGCUAAGGUUUUACCGACGUGAAA